Molecule: messenger RNA, 697 nt
Organism: Chlorocebus sabaeus (green monkey)
Lineage: Eukaryota; Metazoa; Chordata; Mammalia; Primates; Cercopithecidae
Gene: CNIH4
Product: cornichon family member 4
Biological process (GO): vesicle-mediated transport
Source: RefSeq, a predicted model, not a curated record
CGCGGACCACACGCCUCAGCCAGCCGGGGCAAGGGCCUAUCAGGGGCGAGUCUGGGCAUCCGAGCGGGUUUGACGGAAGGAGCGGCGGCGGCGACGGAGGAGGAGGAUGGAGGCGGUGGUGUUCGUCUUCUCUCUCCUCGAUUGUUGCGCGCUCAUCUUCCUCUCGGUCUACUUCAUAAUUACAUUGUCUGAUUUAGAAUGUGAUUACAUUAAUGCUAGAUCAUGUUGCUCGAAAUUAAACAAGUGGGUAAUUCCAGAAUUGAUUGGCCAUACCAUUGUCACUGUAUUAAUGCUCAUUUCAUUGCACUGGUUCAUUUUCCUUCUCAACUUACCUGUUGCCACUUGGAAUAUGUAUCGAUACAUUAUGGUGCCGAGUGGUAACAUGGGAGUGUUUGAUCCAACAGAAAUACACAAUCGAGGGCAGCUGAAGUCACACAUGAAGGAAGCCAUGAUCAAGCUUGGAUUCCACUUGCUCUGCUUCUUCAUGUAUCUUUAUAGUAUGAUCUUAGCUUUGAUAAAUGACUGAAGCUGGAGAAGCCGUGGUUGAAGUCAGCCUACACUACAGUGCACAGUUGAGGAGCCAGAGACUUCUUAAAUCAUCCUUAGAACCGUGACCAUAGCAGUAUAUAUUUUCCUCUUUGAACAAAAAACUAUUUUUGCUGUAUUUUUACCAUAUAAAGUAUUUGAAAACUAUGAA